Molecule: messenger RNA, 3317 nt
Organism: Chiloscyllium plagiosum (whitespotted bambooshark)
Lineage: Eukaryota; Metazoa; Chordata; Chondrichthyes; Orectolobiformes; Hemiscylliidae
Source: RefSeq, a predicted model, not a curated record
AGGGCGUGGCCGACGCGGUGACGGUUGGAGGGGGGGAAAGCAGAGAGGGAGGCAGGCCGUCCGCCCGCCCUCUCCACAUCACGGAAACUGUGGGAGAGGAGAGUUUGUGACCUGAAAGGUGCCAACUGCCAAAAGCUUGAACUCCAUUGGGAAUCAUAAGUCAAGUGAGGAUGUUUCACUUCAGAAUACUGCCUGCCAUGGCAGUUCUUGGCAACUUCUCCAGACAUUACUAUAGGGUAGUGGCACCAAACAAGCAUCGGCGCAAACUGAUGAUGAUAACAUUUACCGGAGUCACAACUGUUUCGGUGACAGCAAGUUUGUUAUGGAAAAGAGCACAUGCAGAGGGUGCUAACUCAGUGAAACGCACACCCAGAGAUGACUGUUUAGGAGUUAAGGAGGAUCAAGGUGAUGAGAAAGCUGUGAAGUCACAGGAAGAGGAGGGACAGGCUGAAAAGAAGAAGAAGCGGAGGGGCUUUAGAGAUCGAAAGGUCAUGGAAUAUGAGAACCGAAUUCGUGCUUACUCCACUCCAGACAAAAUCUUCCGAUAUUUUGCCACACUGAAGAUCAUCAAUGAGAAUGGAGAUUCCGAAGUGUUCAUGACACCCCAAGAUUUUGUGCGAUCAAUCACGCCAAAUGAAAAGCAACCAGAGAAUCAGGGUUUGGACCAAUUUAUAGUGAAACGAUAUGAUGGAAAGCAGUCCUGUUUUUUUUCACCUACAGGUGGAUUGCAAUUUAAUUGCAGUUUAACUUUAACCCUACAGGAUUUCUGGCAGAAGCUUGCCCAUGGACGAGAGAAGUUUGCUGAUGAGGACAGCAUAUUUUACACACUGGGCGAGUGCGGACUGAUUUCCUUCUCCGAUUACAUUUUUCUCACCACUGUUCUGUCCACUCCACACAGGAAUUUUGAAAUUGCCUUUAAAAUGUUUGACCUGAAUGGUGAUGGUGAGGUUGAUCUGGAGGAAUUUGAACAGGUUCAAAGUAUUAUUCGAUCACAGACUAGUAUAGGCAUGCGUCAUCGAGAUCGCUCAACAACAGGGAAUACGCUGAAAUCGGGAGUUAGCUCAGCACUCACCACUUACUUCUUUGGUGCAGAUUUAAAGGGAAAACUAACUAUUAAACAUUUCUUGGAGUUCCAGCGUAAACUGCAACAGGAUGUUCUCAGAUUGGAGUUUGAUAGACAUGACCCAGUAAAUGGACGAAUCUCAGAGCGUCAGUUUGGCAGCAUGUUGUUGGCAUACAGUGGCGUUCAGUCUAAGAAACUCACAGCAAUGUUGAAAAGUAUCAAAAAGCAAUUCAAAAAUGCAGAGGGCAUCACCUUUGAGGAGGUAGAAAACUUCUUCACCUUUCUGAAGAAUAUUAAUGAUGUGGACACUGCACUGAGCUUCUACCACAUGGCUGGGGCCUCAAUUGAUAAAGCAACCAUGAAGCAGGUCGCCAGGACAGUGGCACAUGUGGAACUUUCCGAUCACGUUUGUGAUGUUGUUUUUGCUUUGUUUGAUAGCGACGGAAACGGGGAGCUGAGCAACAGGGAGUUCAUUUCCAUUAUGAAACAACGACUGAUGCGUGGACUGGAAAAACCAAAGGAUACCGGCUUCACACGGCUUAUGCGUGCAAUGUGGAAGUGUGCACAGGAAACUGCCUGGGACUUGCCUUAUCUAUCCAAGUAGUGAGAUACAGGAAUAGCUCAGCUACUCAGAAGCAGCUGUAGCACAGAUUGCUCGAAGAAUUGUCAAGAGGACUGAACUAGAAUGCCUUAACUCAUGGGAUAUAAAGAUGCAGAUUUUAUUUCCAGUUAUGUUAUGAUUUAUUUUUAAAUAUGAGACCGUUUGCAUGUCAGAUCCAAUGGCAGGUUUCAAUGGAGAAAUGUGCUCUGACGCAUCAGUAGAUUGAAGAGGCUUCUUAUUAAUCUGGUCAGCUUGUUUCUAUCUGUGAGAGACCAGUACUGGAAACAGUUAACGCCAUUGUUCAUUUAUGCUUGAACACCAUAGAGAUUGCAAGUAUCUUGGAAGGAUUUCUCCGAUGCUUUGGAGUUGCUCCGAGUGGACUCAGAUACAGACCCACUGACUACCUGUACAGUGGCCACAGUGACUCUUGUAAGUUAUGUUUCAGUGUGAGCCUAAUUUGCACUCUGUGUUCCCAACAACUACCCUGAGCAACAGUACUGGUCAGGUUCAAGGUGUUGCUGAACACAGCCCAGGUUGCUUCUCUCACAACGUGGGGAAGAAACUGACAGUGAAUUCUCCUGAAGGAGCUCUACUAAUCUGACUUGGUGACCCUAUGAUGCUUUGGUCCCUGACUGGGGGUAUUUAUAAGGAGGGGAGGGUGUUCAUCAAUCUCCCUCCCCAGCUUCUGAUAUCAGCUGUAAUUUAAUGUAUUAAAACACAUCCAACACAAUUGACCACAAAACAGAAAGGAAGGAUUUGCGAUCAAAAGAGUGAGUUUCUGCAGUGCAGCUAGUUGCAAUGCAUUAGGACAACACCUCCAGUAAUAGAGCAACACUGGGUCACAGCAUUGAAUUGUCAGUGGCUUGAAAUCAGUUCUCAACCUGAAGCAAACUGACAACUGAGAGAAGCUGUGGGCCUGGUAUUGCAUAUCAUUUUGUGUGUCAAUACUGGACUGUCAUGUACAGUGUGACAGGGUUUCACCCAAACCAGUGCUCACUAAAUUUCUGCUAAUUGUACAUCACAUUCAGUCACUUGAAUCCUGUUGAGUAUAGUUUGUGGUGUCAACGUUAGAAUAGACAAACUUGCUCUUGCGAUUACAACAGCUUCCUCUCUAAACCAUUUUCCCAUGUCCUUUUCCCCCCCAAGUGGCCUGCAUUUCAAUAAGACUUGCUCUCUUCUGGUACAGCCUCCCCUUUGAGAUACUAAUGUUUCAAAUAUGUUAUUGUACAGAUAAGAUUGGAAAUUAUCUUUUCCAUUUGUGUUGAUUUGUAUUUGGUAUUGUUUAAGGCCAUAAUCAUCAUCUCUUCCUUCAGAUCCUAGAAAACAGGCUGGUAAUUCAAAUUCAAAUUCUAAUUCUGAUUUGAUGCUUGUUAUGGAUUUGAGUAUUUCCCAUUACUGUUCAAGCACUGUCUUUAAACUUCCCACUGCUCCUCUUAUUUAAAUGUUCAUACAUCACACAUCAGUGGGCAAACCUUUAAUGCAAUUUCAUGGUUCUCCUCUGCUGUUUCACUGAGUGAGCAAAGAAAGUAUUCAGCACCAAUGUUCGGUAUAGUUUAGAUUUGCUCUUGCGCUAGGCGUGAGUUCUUUUCAGAAUGGUUAUUUAGUAAAAAUGAAUGUAAAAAAUCUGAAAUAAAUGUUUCCCUAGAGAUGAUG